Teleopsis dalmanni is the source of this 2435-nucleotide messenger RNA. Its product is annotated as glutathione-specific gamma-glutamylcyclotransferase 1-like. Gene Ontology annotation, cellular component: cytoplasm. Gene Ontology annotation, biological process: glutathione catabolic process. Gene Ontology annotation, molecular function: glutathione specific gamma-glutamylcyclotransferase activity; gamma-glutamylcyclotransferase activity. Lineage: Eukaryota; Metazoa; Arthropoda; Insecta; Diptera; Diopsidae. The coding region runs from base 508 to 1329 and encodes 273 amino acids. The record is from RefSeq and is a predicted model, not a curated record. The transcript has 5 exons.
AAUAAAAAUUCUGAAAAAAUUUAUGAAGACAAAAAUAUUUUUUUUUAAAUAUCAAGAAGUUGAUUCAAUGGCACUAACAAUAACUUCAAAGUAGGGAAGAUAUUGACAAAACAAUUCUAAUGGACGAUAAUAUAUGAAGAUACCACCCAAAAUGCAAUAUGUUUUAAUGCUUGAGAAAAACAUUUUUAACGAUUUUGAAAUUGUUUUAAAAUUCUAAUAAAAUAUCGAUGUCUUGCAAAACACAAGUACAACAAUUGCGAUAUUCUCAAAAUAUUCAUCAGGACGUGCAUUUGCGAAAACCCGCACAGACGUGGUACUACAAGCAUAAACGUAGUAAACAUCUAACCAUCUGCAAUAUAUCACCUAAGAAUAUACAUCCAAAAUUAUUGGAAAGCUAACAAUAGUUUUGUCAAAAUUUUUAGUUCAUAUGCACAACAAUUGCAGUAUUUUAAAUUAACGUUUUGUUAAAUUAUUAAAUUAAAAAAGGAUACAAGUACACUGUGAAAAAUGGCGCACAAUAAUCACAACUUCCAAUUGCCCGAUCAUUUCAUAGAACUCUUUAGGAAUGGUAAUUUCGUAGAUCCAGACGAAGAUGCAGCAAUACAAUCAAAUCAACUUAAUGCUAAUGAUGAUACGACUGUGGCUUGGGUGUUUGGGUAUGGAUCUCUUUGUUGGUUUCCAGGCUUUGACUUCAGCAAAUGUAUAACUGGAUAUAUACGCGGAUAUUCAAGGAGAUUUUGGCAAGGGAAUACAACACACCGCGGUACUGAAGAAAAGCCCGGACGUGUCGCUACACUCAUUGAGGACAAAGAAGGUAUUACUUGGGGAUGCGCAUACAAAAUUUCUGGCAAUACUGCUUUGGAAUAUUUAAAACAGAGGGAGUGCACCCUAGGUGGUUACGCUACUAUUGAAACAAAGUUCUAUCCCCGUGUUGCUUCUUAUGACACUCCAUUCAGUGGUGAGGCAGUUGAAGUGUUAAUGUACAUCGCAACUCCAACUAAUGUGCAUUGGCUAGGCGAAGACACACCACAAAAUAUAGCAACACAAAUUGUGGAAUGCUCUGGUUCAACUGGACACAAUGUGGAAUAUUUAAUACGUCUCGCAAUAUUCAUGCGAGAAGAAAUUCCGGAUGCUGAAGAUGGAAAUUUAUUUGAGUUAGAAUAUUUAGUUUUAGAAGAAUUACAAAAACGACAAAUACCACUUUGGUCAGUAAUGGGCGCAAAUCCAGAGCGUAUACGCAGAGACUCCCAUGAGAAUAUCAGACGUCCACCAUCAUUCGAAUUCACAUCGCGCAUAGUUGAACGUAAACUUCGUUGCUUAAAUAUUUAAUGAAAUGAUCACACUAUGUAGACCUCUUCGGCAUCACUUCAGUUGUCCAUCAGAAUUUUCAUCAUAUUAGGAGCAGCUGAAGUCUUUAAGUUGUUUUAAAUAUAUAAAAAACCAUAGUUCGUAUUAUCAUUGAGGCGGCAAUUAUAGUUAAUUGCAAAGAAUUGUUGUGAAAAUAUUAGACGUGGAAUAAUAAUUUACGUCUAGAAUUAUUGAGCUUAAAUCUUAUUGGAAGUCUAAGCAAUGCCAUUGGAUUCACGUUUUACUUUUAUAAGACCUAUGAUGGAUUGUAUCCUGAACAAGGUAGCUAAUAACCAAACGCACAAUUUUAUAUUUUUUUAAGGAUGGAAGUCUAUAUGUACCAUACGUUAAAUAUAUGCAACAAUUCUCCUUAAAGUAUCGAACCUCUAUCAUCAUUUGAGUCGACAUAAUAACUAUAAUCAACUAACCAUAAGACAUUUUAACUGAAUAACAAUAUUGGAGAAAAUCAGAAUUCUGCAAUAUUGGCUGUUUUUCAAACGAAUUCUCAUCUGACUUCAAGUAUCCACGAAAUUUACAAACGGAUUCGCUGAACAAAACCCUCAUUGCUUAAAUAUUAACAAACAAUUAACGCAGUUUGAGUUAUAUAGCUUAAUGAUACUUUUCCAAGGACUUUUAUAAAAAUAUAAGACAACUAUCUUCAGUUCAAUCAAUGUCCUUUUAGCAUAACUAAUUGCAAACUGCGUUGCUUAAAUAUUUUUAAGAAACGCAGUUCGUACUAACCACUCAGCGCCUUUUGCAGUCUCUAAUAAAUAUAUAUACCUAUAAGUUAUUGUCAUCUAUUUCUUACGAAAAUAUUCAUACCAAAUUUUAGUUUAAUAUCUCUUUAGAUUUAGAAUUGUAUGUUUCGAAUUAGUCAGAAAAACAAUGAAACUAUUUUUAUGAAAAUUAUAACUUAAAUUAUUCUAAGAGUACUAAUAAAUUGAAAGUGAUACUAUUAUUCGAUAAGUAACAAUUAGAAUAUAUAAGACUAUUUUAUAGAAUUUGAUAUUCAUUCAAAAAAUGCUAACAAAAUUAUACAUAAAUACUCCAAAUGAAUCACAACCAAUAAACAAACAUAUAAAACCAAA